Messenger RNA from Trematosphaeria pertusa, 772 nucleotides. RefSeq lists its product as uncharacterized. The transcript is spliced from 3 exons. NCBI's taxonomy places the organism in Eukaryota, Fungi, Ascomycota, Dothideomycetes, Pleosporales, Trematosphaeriaceae. The record is from RefSeq and is a predicted model, not a curated record. Bases 50 to 718 code for a protein of 222 amino acids.
CUCGAGCACUGCAACCUACGCUUCUGAGAUCGAUCUUCUAGCUCACUGAAUGCACAAGUCAUUUCUUCUUGGUCUUCUCUUUGGGGCUGCCUAUGGGAACUCGGACUCUCAAUGGGUGAAGCACAGAAAGAGUCUUGGCUUGGCCAGGCGGGACGGCGGGUAUUAUCCUGAGGUUGCGAUCUGUGAGACUGGUUCUUCCUGCGAGGAGGCUUGCGGCGAGAAGUACCGUCAGUGUCCUUCUAAGGAUUCGAUCUUACAUUGUUACAAGCCUUCUGCCGGCGAAACCUGCUGUACUGGAGAUACUGGAGUUUCUUGCGAAGGGGGUUACUCUUGCGCAUUCGACUCUGCGUCUGUUCCGCGAUGCUGUCCUGAGGGCAUGGAUCUCAAUGCAUGCGCUGUAGCCUUCAGCGCCGUAACCAUGGCUUCCGCUCCUGCAACCCCCUCGCCUUCUUCCACUCCAUCUCUCGAGCCGACAACGAUGAGCAGCUCUUCGGGUGGUGUAGGCUACUCAAUUAUUCCAACCGAAUCCCCAUCAACAACCGGAACAUCGUUAGCAACAAUCACACGCGGUCCGUGGCUGAACGCUACCACAACUUGCGGAUCAUCAAAUGGAAACGCUACCUCCUCCAUAGAGAUGUUUACUGGCGGGGUGCCGAGGAUAUAUACAAUGCCUGUCGCGCUGGGGAUGGCUGCGCUCGGAUUCGCCGCGUCAGUCUGAUUGGGAUGGUUUUGCAGCUUAUCUGUUCCUACUACAGGCAUGCGCCGCCGGUGG